This is a messenger RNA of Naegleria gruberi, 1974 nucleotides long. RefSeq lists its product as uncharacterized. The transcript has a single exon. The coding region runs from base 1 to 1974 and encodes 657 amino acids. The record is from RefSeq and is a predicted model, not a curated record. Lineage: Eukaryota; Heterolobosea; Eutetramitea; Acrasida; Naegleriidae.
AUGGUCAAUUACUACAAACAUGUCAUUAAAUUGCUAGUAUCCCAUAACGCAUACGUAUUGAAAUAUGCUCCAAGUCAUUGGAAAGAUGAUAGACAAGUGGUCGAGUUGGCCAUUAAACAUGCACCAUUGGCGUUUCAAUUCUGUUCUGAAAGAUUGAGAGAUGACAGAGAAAUUGUAUUAAUGGCAUGUUCAAAAAAGUAUUUUAGUGGAUUUGAAUUUAUUUCUGAAAGAUUGAAAAAUGAUGAAACAAUUGUCAAACUAGCAAUUGAAUCGGAUGGGUUCAAUUAUUCCAAAAUACCCGAACAUUUAAAAACGAGAAAGGAUAUUGCCCUGUUAGCUCUCAGUGUUUAUGGUUAUAUUUUCGAUUAUCUUCCAAAUGAAUUGAAAAGAGACAUUGAUAUUAGAAUCGCAGCUUGUUUGUCCAACGGACUGAAUGUUGGCAUAUUUUAUCCAGAAAUUAAGGAUAAUAAGGAAAUUGUUUUGGAAUUGGCACAACAUGGAAAGUUGAAUUACUUAAAAGCAGGUGUUUACAAAUCACUAGAUUUGGACAUUAUUGAGGAGUGUGUGAAGAGUGGAAUAUCACUUUCUUAUCUUCCUAGUGAUUUGAUAUGUGAAAGAAAGGAUUUGUUAUUGAUCGUGUUGGAGAACCAUCCUUAUGGUCAUAUCAAAAAUACCAAACAUGCCCUGGAUUAUGAUAUUUUAUUGAAAGCAAUCUCUGGAAAUAGUAAUCAUCUUAAAUAUGUUCCAGUUGACCUGCCAUUUUUUGAUGAACUAGUUCAAGUUGCCAUGGAAAAAAACUUAUCUUUAUCUUGUCUUCCACUAGAAUAUCCACACUACAAACAGGUAGCUAAAACACUCAUAGCCAGAAAUGGGUCAUCUAUUUAUUAUUUAGAAAAAUCAUGCUUCAAUGAUAGAGAAAUUUUGCUGAGUUGUCUACGGGUUUCAGAUUCAUCAGAUCAUGAUUUUAUUCUAAGCCAAGUUACAGAUCAUCAACUGUGGGAUGAUGAAGAAGUAAUAAGAGCUCACUUAUCAUCGCACCCAAGACAUGUCUUUGAUGAAAUAGAAAGAAGAAUAUCCAGUAAUAGAUCAUUAAUACUUAAAAUGGUACCAGAAUUUGAAGUUUCUAUUUAUGAACUCUCUGAGGAUUUGUGGAAUGAUAAAGAAGUUGUCAUGCAAGUUUUUAAUGCUAUAGAAUAUAAGAAAUUGCCUAAACAUAUCAGAAACGACAAGGAAGUAUUGUUGGCAUACAUAAAAUACAAACCAAAUGAAGGAACAAAGUUUCUGAACCCUGAAUUAGUCAAGGACUUGGAUUUCCUAAAAAAGGUUCUUAAAUAUUCACCAAAUGCCUACAAGUUUUUAACUCCAGAGUUGAAAUUGGAUAGAAAUUUAAUUUUUGAAAUUGUGGAGAAUAAUCCAUGCCUAUUCAAGUUCCUUGAUUCAUCCUUUAGAAAUGAUAGAGAGCUAAUUAUGAUGAUUGUUAAAAAAUAUGGAACCGAUCACCUGGAUGUCAUUCCAGAAAGUCUAAGAGCCGACAAGGAAUUGAUUUGGUCAUCUGUUGAAAAGAGUGCCGACUUUUUCAACAAAUAUCCAAGUACAAUUACUGACAGAGAGUUGCUACUUCAUGCUGUGAAACAUUAUCCAUACACAUUACAAUAUGCAGACCCUCCACUGUGUGAUGAUUUUGAAGUAAUCAUGACGGCAUGUAAGAAUAGUGGAAUGGCACUCAAAUUUGCCUCUCCAAGAUUGAAAAGUAAUCCUGACAUUGUCAAGGCUGCCAUACUCUCCUAUGAGUAUGCAUUUUCUGAUGCAUCUCCAUUCCUUAAGGAAGAUUUCAUGUUCUGCAUUAGUGCAUUGUUGUGUAAUCAUUCAUCAAUACACUUUGUUAACGAUGAAAGAAUUACUCACAGCUUUCUCUUCAAAAUAUUAUUCAAGGUUGAAAUUGAUUCAUCCCUUGUGAAAAGAUAUUGCAUUUAA